Molecule: messenger RNA, 1591 nt
Organism: Mugil cephalus (flathead mullet)
Lineage: Eukaryota; Metazoa; Chordata; Actinopteri; Mugiliformes; Mugilidae
Gene: tesmin
Product: testis expressed metallothionein like protein
Exons: 13
Coding region: 288-1133 (281 amino acids)
Biological process (GO): regulation of DNA-templated transcription
Cellular component (GO): nucleus
Source: RefSeq, a predicted model, not a curated record
CUCCUUUUAAAAAUUCGCACGGAUUCGGGACUCCUGUUUGGACAGGGUCCUCUUCAGAUAUCAGUCUCCCUGUUCUAUUUCCCCAUCCUCACCAGUAUAGUGUCCAGCCAGACAUUUUGGACCCUCUUGGCUUAAGAUUCCAUUGUCCAUAUCAGUCCACUCAGUGUCCACUCACUUAUCCAUAUGGCCUCCAGCAACCCCAAUCAAGCCAGUAUCACCUCCUAACUGGCAGUCAUCACUACCCUGUGUCUGCUUCUUGGUUUACUAAUGAACCCAUUCGCUGCAACAUGAUGCAGGGUGACCCUGUAACAAUGGACUAUCAGCAGUUUCAAGAAGGACUACCUGAAGACACACCUCACAUCAAACAGCCUGUCGCGUGUGAUGUCAGUGGAGAUGGACAGGUGGGGCUGGUUGAUCCCUUUGAGCCAGAACUUGUGGAAAAACACAGAAAUGACGAACUUAAUCAAGGAAAAGAUUUCAGUGUUUUAGGGUCUCCCGACCAGACACCUUGUCCCCUGUAUGAGUCCAUAGUUGACACAUCCAACAUACAGCCACAAACCCCACCUCCAAGAACUGUUGGGACAUGGAGCAGGAAACCCUGCCACUGCACCAGAUCUCAGUGCCUCAAAUUGUACUGUGAAUGUUUUGCCAGCGGAGCAAUGUGCAUCAACUGUGACUGCUCUAAUUGCCACAAUAAUUCAGAGCACCAAAUCAAGCGUCACAAGGCAAUCAAGUCAUGUUUAGGUCGUAACCCUGAUGCCUUCAGGCCUAAAAUAGCUGGUGGGAAGUCAGGAGUGGUCAGAGGGCGGCAUAACAAGGGCUGCAAUUGUAAACGCUCCGGCUGCCUUAAGAACUACUGCGAGUGCUACGAGGCCAACAUCAUGUGUACCUCCAGCUGUAAAUGUGUUGGCUGCAGGAACUAUGACGAAGGCUCCCAAAUGAGCCUUAAAUGGAAGACUGCCAGCGUGGGGGACAAGCGGCCAGAGUUCACCUCUUCAGUGGUGGAGGCAGUGUGUGGCUGUCUGCUGACUCAGGCUGAGAGGGAAGCCCAGAGCCUCACCCAGGCUGAGCACAGGGUCCUAGAGGAGUUUGGACACUGUCUCUCACAGAUUGUCAAGACCGCGUUCAAGUGAAAUACUCACUGAGCAACAGACACGUGCACACGUGUGCUUCUGGUGAACUUCAGUGGAGGAGAAGUUUGGAGAGCCACGGUGUCAUCAGUGUAUUAUAUUGCAUUGUGAAAGUUUUAUUGGUCAGUGGAAAUCUUGUGAUGUUUUUAUUGCUUAUGCAGAAACUCAAAUGAGCUGAGUUCAGAGGUCUGUCAUUGUUCACAUACUGUUGUUUUCUGUCUAUGAUUUCUUUACAGACAGUGUAUUCAUUUUAAACUGACAAGAAGUAAGCAUUCAAUGACACAGUUUUUUCCCGUUGUUGUUGUUACCAUUGUUAUGUUCAUGUUUUUAAAACGUAUGUAUUACGGUGUAUAUAUAUACAUAUAUACAUAUAUGUAUUAUUUUUAGAGUUACCUUGAUAUAAAUGUUAAACACGUUUAAUAUUUAGAAAUAAAAGGACUAUUUAUGAUACAAUACUAAUA